Fragaria vesca subsp. vesca is the source of this 1219-nucleotide messenger RNA. RefSeq names its product G-box-binding factor 4-like. Lineage: Eukaryota; Viridiplantae; Streptophyta; Magnoliopsida; Rosales; Rosaceae. Bases 1 to 834 code for a protein of 277 amino acids. The transcript has 4 exons. Gene Ontology annotation, biological process: positive regulation of DNA-templated transcription. The record is from RefSeq and is a predicted model, not a curated record. Gene Ontology annotation, molecular function: DNA-binding transcription factor activity. Gene Ontology annotation, cellular component: nucleus.
AUGGCGUCGUCGAAGUUAGUAUCAGUCUCGACGGCCAAUUCGGAUCUCCCUCGCGACUCCUCUAUAUGUUCUCUCUCCACUCUCAUCGCCGACGUCGACAAGCACCACCACAUCACCAUGGACGACCUCCUCAAGAACAUCUACAACGACCAGCCCCACCCCUCUCCGCCGCCUCCCGACGCUGGAGGAGCCUCCGCCUCCGCCGCCGCGCCGGGGAGGACCGUGGAGGAGGUCUGGAAGGAGAUCGUCGCCGGCGGAGGCGGUGAGGGAGAAGACGCGUCGGCCGAUGGAGAGGCGGAUCAUGUGCGAACAGGUGCAGACGGCGGCGGCGGCGGUCUGGCGGAGAUGACAUUGGAGGAUUUUCUGACCAGGGCUGGGGCCGUGAGGGAGGAGGACGUCGGCGUGGGGCCCGGGACGGUGGUUCCGAUGGGGUACGGGCAGUACCAGGUUCAGCCGCCGCCGCCUCCGCCGCCUCGGCCGCAUGGGCAGUUGGUGUAUGCGAACAACAAUGGAACGACGAGUGGUGGAGGUGGGAGAGGAACGAAGAGGAGAGCUGUGCAGGAGGCGCCGCUGGAUAAGGCGACGCAGCAGAAGCAGAGGAGGAUGAUCAAGAACAGAGAGUCCGCUGCCAGGUCAAGGGAACGCAAGCAGGCUUACACAAAUGAGCUGGAAGCUCUGGUGACGAAGCUGGAGGAGGAAAAUGCACUCCUCAUUAUGGAAGAGGCUGAGCGGAAGAAGGAGAGGUUGAAGAAGCUCAUGGAGAACCUCAUUCCCAUCGAGGAGAAGAGGAGACCUGCACGUGUUCUUCGGAGAGUGCAAUCCGUGCACUGGUAGAUAUGGUACGUAAUAUGUGUGAUGGAAUCAGAGUUAUUUAUAAGAAAAGCCUGGACCUCAGUCAUGUAUCGCUUGGAGCUUAGUCAUGUAAGCUUGGAGCUCAGCAGUCAUGUAGGGCUAAAAGAUACUAAAACAAAACGUAGAGAAAAAUUAACUGUUGGCAUGGUUAUCUUUCAGUAGUCGAAGUGGACUUGUAAAGAGAUGUGUAGUACAGCUCAAGAUUGAAUUGAUUUCGGUACAGCUAAUGGUGAAUAUACUUCAAUCGACAGCCUGUUGGGGAGAUGAGAUCCUCGACAAUCUUUCGGGUCUAUUGUAAUUAGUAUUGUAGAAAACGAAAAUAACCUUAUUAUUUACAGAAAGCUUGAGGAUUAGUGGAUUCAAACCA